AUGUCGAGAUUGAUCGGGUUGAUCCUGAAUUUCCUCACCAUAUGUCUAGCCAAGCACCUCAUGCUCGUACGAAACUGCGACCAUAACCAUUUCAUGUCGACCGGACCCUACAAUAUGACCCGGAAGGAGCUACCGCCGGUCGAGUUGGGGAAGACCUUUCAUUGCUACACCCUAAAACAAGGUUAUAAAAAGCUCGACAGCGGCCAGGAGAUGUGGUGGCUUGACGGGAAGAGGAACGGAAAACGAUUUCAUAUUCCUCCGACGAAUUGCACGGUAUCAGAUGAUACAAAUUAU
This is a messenger RNA of Mesorhabditis spiculigera, 294 nucleotides long. Lineage: Eukaryota; Metazoa; Nematoda; Chromadorea; Rhabditida; Rhabditidae. The record is from the annotation of a GenBank genome assembly.